Dicrocoelium dendriticum is the source of this 2338-nucleotide messenger RNA. NCBI's taxonomy places the organism in Eukaryota, Metazoa, Platyhelminthes, Trematoda, Plagiorchiida, Dicrocoeliidae. The record is from the annotation of a GenBank genome assembly.
AAACCGGAUUGAUCUUGUAUGCGCACGUAUGCACGUCGACCUGCGGUUCUUACGCUGCGAAACGUUUCGCGUCAUUUGUUGAGUAUACCAUAUUUCUUACACGCUUUCCUUCCUGCUGCCUGACUACGUACCAACUUACUACACCAAACGUCUAGUCUUAAAAAUGGACCAUAUCCGAAAAGCGAGUAUACAGUGUGACUGCACUUUGCUACCAACACACAAAAUCACGUAAACACGCCUGCAAGAUUCGAGCUCCGUGGUUACCCUGCGAUCCCCACAUGCGUCACUGGCGGCACAUUCUCAUUGCGCCUGUCUGGCGAUGAUGAAGCUUCAAAUGCCGGUCAAGCUGGCGUCGGCAUUGUUUUGAGUCCCUGGGCUGAAGCUGCCCUGAUCGAUUGGAUCCCAAUAAACAGCAGGAUGUGCGCCGUUAGAUUAGCUGGUUCGUUCCGUGCUACGAAGUCGCGCGGGGACCAACGGUGCCUGUUUGUCAUUGCGGCCUACGCCCCUACAAACUGUAGCACUGAUUCGGUAAAAGAUGAUUUCUAUCAGCAACUUCAUGAACCCCUUCGUUACAAAAGAAGCACGGAUACUGUGGUGUUGGCUGGCAAUCUAAACGCCCAAGUCGGAAAAUUGUCCUCAGAUGAGCUUCAUCUGGGCGGCCAACAUGGUGUAGGCUCCCGUAAUGAUAACGGUGAGCGAUUGCUACGGCUUUGUGAAGAUGCUCGCUUCUUCGUCGCGGGCACAAACCUUCCACACAGCACCCGCAGAAGCUUGACCUUGUGGCCACCAGCCUCGGGCCAGCCAUGGAUGCAAAUCGAUCAUAUCGCAAUCAGUUACCGCUGGAGAGGCUGUGUCCAAAACUGUCGCUCGAUUUGGAGCACCAGCGUGGACUCUGACCACGCACUUGUCUGCGCCGACCUCCUGGUGCGUUUCGAUGGAGGUCCGAAACGUCGUUGUGAACGGAUUGACACCAGCCAGCUGGCGAAGCCAGAUGUUCUGAAUGUGUACCAAAGUGCGCUGAGAUCUGGGCUGAGUAAGCGCCCACUAAACACCGUUGAAGAUCACUGGUCGCAUAUCCGUCAAGCGUUGCUGUUAGCAGGCAUGUCUUCAUGUGGCAAAGCAAAUUGCCAAACCGGACAUUGGGUCUCUACACAGUCUCUGGAACUUAUGAAUGCUCGCCGACGUAUUCCGGCUGGAAGUGAAUACAAUGAAGCUCGCAAAAAUCUCAGGGCAAAACUACGGGCUAGCCUGAAGAAGGACCUAGAAACGUGGUGGUUUCAUCGUGCCUCUGAGAUGGAAACAGCCGCUGCCGUUGGUAAUCAUCGUAAGUUAUUCCGUCUGAUACGGGAAACAGGCAGCAGGAAAUCUAGUGUUAGCGAGACCAUACGCGACGAGAGUGGGCAGCCGAUCCACAGCCUGUCAAAACGCUUAGAGCGUUGGGCUAAACACUGCAAGGCAAUUUAACCAACCUGAUUCAGCUGUUUCUUUUGCGGGCAUUGAGCGCCCUUCUCCCUGGGCCGUUUCCUUGGAUCCGCCCUCACGCGCAGGAGUCGAACGUAAGAUCAGGAUGUUGAAAUUGCAUAAGGCCGCAUGGGCAGGUAGAAUUCCUCAGCCCUCUUCAAAUUCAGGGGACUUGCCCUAACAGAUGAAUUACACAAGUUACUAGAGAAAUUUUGGGAGCAGGAGACUGUCUCGACAGACUGGAACCGCUCCGUCAUUGUCCCGAUUUUCAAGGGAAACUCCAGUUUGGAAUGCGGCAAUCAUAGAGGGAUCAGUCUGAUUUCGAUUGCCUCUAAAUUGCUUGCCUCUGUCAUUCUCCACAGACUGACUGGCACACGUGAAAGCCAGAUUCGUGAAGAGCAAGCCGGAUUUCGUCAAGGUCGAGGCUGCAUCGACCACAUCUUCACCUUGCGUCCAUUGUUGGAGCACCGCCAUGUUUAUUGGCGACCCACCGUUGUCGUGUUUCUUGACAUAAAAGUGCCUUCGACUCAGUCGAUCGAUGUACCCUUUGGGACUGUCUGCUGGGGAAAGGUGUGCCUGAUAAAUAUUUAAACAUUAUCAAAGCGCUGUACGAGCAUAGUUCGGGCAGGGUGAGGGUUUAUGGCAAACUGUCGCCACCCUUCAGUUUCAUCAGCGGUGUGAGACAAGGUUGCCCGCUGUCACCUUUCCUCUGUAACUUUGCUAUUGAUGAAGUCAUGGAAACAGCGUUCGCUGGACACGACUUAGAUUGUGUGGAGCUACUUCCUGGCGAGCAAGUUCUUGACUUCAUCAUCAUCAACAGCAGUACAUCAGUCGUUUGAACUGAUGCUUCGCUGCCAUGCAACCAUGAGGACCUAUG